Molecule: messenger RNA, 2735 nt
Organism: Oncorhynchus gorbuscha (pink salmon)
Lineage: Eukaryota; Metazoa; Chordata; Actinopteri; Salmoniformes; Salmonidae
Product: delta(14)-sterol reductase LBR-like
Exons: 10
Coding region: 1432-1932 (166 amino acids)
Biological process (GO): sterol biosynthetic process
Cellular component (GO): nuclear inner membrane; endoplasmic reticulum membrane
Molecular function (GO): oxidoreductase activity, acting on the CH-CH group of donors, NAD or NADP as acceptor
Source: RefSeq, a predicted model, not a curated record
AGCAACCAAUUCGCGCGCAGUCGAGUAAAAAGGUGUACAGUAGGAAUUUGACCAUCACUUUUCUCGGCUGUUUGAUAAAGGUGGUCACCACCCUAGCGUAAAUUUGUCUGGUUUUAACACUCCCUUCCACGCUCUUCUGAUGGCCAUGGCUUAAUCUCAUUGGUUUAGAGAUGGGACAUGUUCAGAGGGGCUAUUUUGGGGCGGUUCGUUGCACGCGUUCUUAUGGUCGCACAGUGCUUAUUGUUUGGAGUAUGCAUACAUGAGGAAUACAGGUGCCACCUGCAUCCCUGUCUUCCUGCCCCUGACGGUGCCACCUGCAUCCCUAUCUUCCUGCCCCUGACGGUGCCACCUGCAUCCCUGUCUUCCUGCCCCUGAAGGUGCCACCUGCAUCCCUGUCUUCCUGCCCCUGAAGGUGCCACCUGCAUCCCUGUCUUCCUGCCCCUGAAGGUGCCACCUGCAUCCCUGUCUUCCUGCCCCUGAAGGUGCCACCUGCAUCCCUGUCUUCCUGCCCCUGAAGGUGCCACCUGCAUCCCUGUCUUCCUGCCCCUGAAGGUGCCACCUGCAUCCCUGUCCUCCUGCCCCUGACGGUGCCACCUGCAUCCCUGUCUUCCUGCCCCUGAAGGUGCCACCUGCAUCCCUGUCUUCCUGCCCCUGAAGGUGCCACCUGCAUCCCUGUCCUCCUGCCCCUGAAGGUGCCACCUGCAUCCCUGUCUUCCUGCCCCUGAAGGUGCCACCUGCAUCCCUGUCUUCCUGCCCCUGAAGGUGCCACCUGCAUCCCUGUCUUCCUGCCCCUGAAGGUGCCACCUGCAUCCCUGUCUUCCUGCCCCUGAAGGUGCCACCUGCAUCCCUGUCUUCCUGCCCCUGAAGGUGCCACCUGCAUCCCUGUCUUCCUGCCCCUGACGGUGCCACCUGCAUCCCUGUCUUCCUGCCCCUGACGGUGCCACCUACAUCCCUGUCUUCCUGCCCCUGAAGGUGCCACCUGCAUCCCUGUCUUCCUGCCCCUGACGGUGCUUUACCUGCUGUGUGUUUUGCUCCCCUGCGGCCAGCGUGCUCCAGUGGCCCCCUGUCCUUCCCUCCACCGCCCAGCUAUGGGACCCCUUGCUGUCUGAGGGUAUGGUGCUGAAAGAUGGAUCGAGACUCACGUACCCUAUAAACGGUAUUUUAGGGUUGGAAAAGAGUAACGGAUAGCAAAGUACAAUACGGCGAACUGAGUAAAAGAAGGAAUUUGAGCUCUGUUUCUAUCGUUCUAUCUUCCUCUACAGGUUUUCAUUGCCUUGUGCAUCACAGCUGUGCUGUUGACAUUGCCACUAUGGCUAGGGAUGCCCCUGGGGUAUCUCUUUGAGCUGUUGUUGCCCCUGGCAGUGUGUGCUAUUGGGGUGUCAUUCCUCCUCUCCCCCUACCUCUACAUAUGCUCCUUCUGGGCCCCUCACCAUGCCCUCGCCCAGGGGGGGGAACACAGGAAACCCUCUGUAUGACUUAUUUAUGGGACGAGAGCUGAACCCGCGGAUUGGGAGCUUCGAUCUGAAAUACUUUUGUGAGCUGAGACCAGGUCUGAUUGGCUGGGUGGUGAUUAACCUUGGGAUGCUGAUGAAAGAGGUGGAGCUACGGGACCCUGCCUCCCUGGCCAUGAUACUGGUCAACAGCUUCCAGCUGCUCUACCUGGCGGAUGCUCUGUGGAAUGAGGUGUUGGGUAUUAUAUCUUCAGAAAAUCCAACUCCCAGAAGAACCAAUUCAGACCCUAUGCAUCCCAGUGUGGCAUACCUGGAGACUAUUGCCACAGCAACGGGGAAGCGCCUUUUGGUGUCAGGCUGGUGGUGCCUCGUCCGCCACCCUAACUACUUAGGAGACCUUCUCAUGGCCCUGGCAUGGUCCCUGCCGUGUGGAUUCAACCAUUUUCUACCUUCUAUGUUGUGUACUUCACUGUCCUGCUAAUACACGAGAGGCCCGUGAUGAGAGGCACUGCAGGGCCAAGUAUGGCCUGGCCUAGGACGCCUACUGCAGAUGUGUGCCCAACAGGAUAUUCCCCUAUGUCUACUGAGCUGAGCUGGGCCGGUCAGGGCAGAACCAGGGCCCAGGGACAUGCAAUAGGAUAGCCAGCUUUGUUGUAUAAAGUGAACGUUCUGUACCUCAACAGACUGGACGAAACAGAAACUAGUGAAAUGCUGUCUUUUUUUCUGUCAUAAAGAAUAUGUACUUUAAAAGUGAACACUGUGGAGAAAAUGACACUUCUAACUGGAUGAGUAGACAAGACAAGCUGACACACCAGCCCAGCAGCUUUAAGUUGUUCACAGUAGUGAUGUCUGUCCUGUGAGUCUCUAACACAAUCUUGACCAUCACCUUUUGUACUGAUCUAGCCAUACUUCCUCAAGAUUGGACACUAUUGGCCCGUUUCCCAGACUAAAAAACAUGCUCAAUAGAGAAUCUCCGCUGAAAGUGCUUUUUAGUCGAGAAGUAGGCUUAAUCUCUGUCCGGGCAACCAGACCAAAACUUAAUUUCAAAUUAAUAGAUUAGUCACAUUUCUGUAACUGAUGUAUAAAUAGCACUAAUCUGAAGUAUAUUCAAAUUAUCAUGACAAUUCAUGCAUGCUUUGAAAUUAAGGUAAUGUUGGACAAUUUCUUUUAGAAUGACAGUGUAGGCCUAUUUCUUUAAUAUUGAUAACUGAAAUGUAAGACUUAUUAGUUUACAUGACCUUUAUUGCAUAACUGAAUUGUAAUUAAAAAACAAAACAAUAAACA